AUGAACAUCGAGGGGCGCGAUCGGGCGCGAAGAACGUCGAGCACGAUCACGGAACGAAGGAGACCCAAAGGGCAACCGUGGCCGUCAACGGGGACAUUCGAUCGGGCACCGUCGCCCGUUUCGACCGCGCUCGGUACUCAGGGCGACGCGCGAGGCAUCGCGGCAUCGCGCGUCUUCGCCUGUCAGGACGAGAGUUUCGCCGCGAGUGACGAUUCGACGACACGAGAAGAGAGAACGAGCUGUCAACUCGCACCUCCGAUGCAGACGACGGGACGACGCGAGACGCUCCGCGGCAGGGUUGCCAACAUUGACAGCUUUUCGGCUAAAGAACACAGGCCGUCCAGAUUCUUGAGUGUGUCAUGAAUAAGAAUCGAUAUUAAAUCCGCGUUCUAUCGACAACACAAGUGAUCAUCACGCAUCAUCUCUUUAAAUCACGAUGGAGGUAUUAAUUAAUUAGUAAUUAAA
Molecule: messenger RNA, 465 nt
Organism: Cataglyphis hispanica
Lineage: Eukaryota; Metazoa; Arthropoda; Insecta; Hymenoptera; Formicidae
Exons: 2
Coding region: 1-363 (120 amino acids)
Source: RefSeq, a predicted model, not a curated record